GCACCCUCUGCUGGCCAUGAGUGUAACUACUUUUAAUCACUGAACCCGACGGGCAUCAGGACCCAGAGAGCUGCGGCGGGGAGACUGGUAGUCAUCAUGGCGGACCAAAACAAGACAGACACCGAGGGGACGUUCUUCAGUGAAAUAUUAAGUCCGUCUGAGCUUUUUGCAGCCCGGUCCAGGAGUCACAAGAUCCCAGUCAGAGGACAGAAGGACUUCUUCCCCAAUGACUCAGACGAGCAAAGACAGCGGCUUGAGCAGAGCCUGAAUGAGCACUGGAGCCUGGUAUCAGAGGAGAGAGUGGAGAGGCUAGGAAACCUAGUGAGGGCCACAUGGAUUCCAAGUGACCAGACUGUGGAGCUUCUGUCUCCAGCUGGAAAGUUUUGGCAGACGAUGGGCUUUUCUGCCGAUGGCAAACAGUAUCUCCUCCCUGAAGAGGCUCUCUACCUGAUGGAAUGUGGAAACCUGCAGGUGUUUUAUAAGGACUUGCCGCUGUCCAUUCAGGACGGUUAUGAGAGAUUUCUGUCGUCGAACACAGUGAGGCUCCAGCAAUAUCAGGUAUUCGGGCAUUUGAAGAGGCUUGGCUACGUGGUGCACAGGUUUGAUCCCAGUUCAGAGCCGUCGCCAUACGUGAGGCAGCUGAACCUGCCUCAGUCACGUGAUAGAGCAGGGAGACAACUGAAGAGGAAGCGCAGCGGCAGCCCCACCCCAACAUGCAGUCAUUCAGAAGCACAAGAAGAGUCCACCACUGAGAGGAUGGAGGAGGAUAAAGGCAACCAUGAUGGUGAGGAGAACAAAAAGCCUCCUGAGUCACACUUGACAACCUCUCCAGAGACUGCACAGGUCCAGACUGCCACCACAAGUACAACAGAUGAAGGUGGCGGCAGGACCUGGUGGACGACAGAUGUUCUCAGGGACUUGGGUAAAGGGUCAGAUCAUAGCCCAACCCCUGGUUCCUCCCGCUGGGACUUCAGCUCCAUCUCUUUCCCUGACCUGGGCUCCAGGGGGCAGCUCUCCAGCUGGCUGGCCUCUCCAGACCCCUCGCUGCUGCCCGGGGCUUUGGCUGUGGGAGUCUGUGACGUUGCGUCCUGGAGGCAGAGAAUAAACCUGCGGGAGGUGAGGCUGUCCUCAAAGGAGCAGAGGAGGGAAGAAGACAAGCGUAGGCGUCGGUGGGACGUCAACAAAGACAAAGAGGUUCAGCGGUGCAGAAACUGGGCAGAGUAUCAGGAGCUCCUGGCGAGGAGGCAGGGGAGACGUAAAGGUCGACCAGCACACCUGUGGAACAGAGAAGUCACUCCAUUACAUGACCCAAGACAACCGAUCCCCACUGGGGAACUGUUGGAUAAAAUCAGUGUGAUCAAAUCUACAAAUUUGCUCGAGGGAGCGUCCAGGUUAAAAGGAUCGGAUGAGUGGAAGAUUUGCUUCAAUGUUUACCAACCUGAUUCGGUGGCUGACUUCAAAAAGAGUAAGCCUGGGAAACCUUACUCCCGCAUGUGUGUGUGCAGUUUCAAUGAUCCCGUGCCUGACCUCCGAGCUAUCAAGCUGCUGGCCUCCCAGAGCGGAGACGUCCCAGUGGUCAUUGCUGUGGUGGACCAUGGAGACAUCUCCUUCUACACCUUCAAAGACUUCCAGCUGCCAAAAGAUGUGUACCCCUGAGACCUCACUGCUCUCUAAUGUACAACAUCCACCUACACGUAUCCAGGACUUUUCAAUAAAUCUGCAUCUAUUGAGUCGAUAUGUAAAAAUACAAAUUUCUUUUGUGUGUCUGAUUUAGUGUGUGUGGUUUUAGUGCCAAAGCUUUGGUCCCCAGGUCGGAUCUGUGGGAUGGGUAGGGGUGUGCAUUGCCGUCUGCAAAUAUGUUGUUUUUAAUGGAACAGUGACAAAAAUAACAGUGUUUGCUUUGUUUACACUGUUGACACAGAGUCGAUACCUAAAAGUUUUUUUUCUUUAUCUUCAGGCCCAACAGACAACAGAACGUUGCAUGUGAACUAUUAAGUUGACUAGACUUAUUAUUAUUGUUGAUUUUCUGCAACAACUAAUGAUUGAAUAGUUCAUUAAUCCUGGUGGGAAAUGAAUUGUUGCUACAGCAGCUACAGUGUUCAACAACACUGAGACACCCCAGUUCAUUAUCACUAAAAUGUUUAGUAAUAAAAACCUGUCCAUUUAAUACAGUUGUAUCUGUUUGCAGUCAAAGCCCAAGAAGAAUAAAGACAGUUAAUUUGAAAAACUCUUUGCUGGAGAGGUUUUGUUGCUCCACCUUCCACUUUAAAAUAUGAAGGAACUUCUUCGAAUUUGGCACAAAUGUCGACUUCGACUCAAGGACGAACUCAUUAGACUUUGGUGGUUGAAGGUCAAGGUCAGUGUGACCUCACAAAACAUGAUGUUGGCCUUGUGAACGCAAUAUCUCGAGAACUCCUCAAGGGAAUCCCUUCAAAUUUGACCAUUACUCAAGAUUUCAAACAGCAAUUAUGACAAACACACAAGUUAUUAAUAUUUCAUAUGACUGUGGAUAAACAAGGAUGUAAUCUGAAACUAGUCUGAGUGGCGGAGGCAUGCCGCCGUGAGGCAGUAAUUCUAGGUAUUCUUUAAAAGUUCUUAUGUGAUAUUUGCAGUGUCUCUGACAUCAUUGUCAUGUUGGAAAAUUCCUCUGCUGCCAAGCUGCUUGAGACUGGGAGUCUCUCACUCCGUAGUUGGGGAAAUAAAUUUGU
Seriola aureovittata is the source of this 2708-nucleotide messenger RNA. It is a transcript of the gene tsen54, whose product is annotated as TSEN54 tRNA splicing endonuclease subunit. Gene Ontology annotation, biological process: tRNA-type intron splice site recognition and cleavage. The record is from RefSeq and is a predicted model, not a curated record. The transcript is spliced from 12 exons. Gene Ontology annotation, cellular component: tRNA-intron endonuclease complex. NCBI's taxonomy places the organism in Eukaryota, Metazoa, Chordata, Actinopteri, Carangiformes, Carangidae. The coding region runs from base 97 to 1656 and encodes 519 amino acids.